GGGAAUACUUGGUUCCGGUGGUAGCCACACCGUCAAUUGCCGUGAAGAUAAGCGAUUACAAAGUACAUAAGCCAAGCCUGGCUGCAGUGAUUGUUUCUGGAAUUUUGGCUCAACCAUUUACGCUCACCUCCUACUCUACACAACAUUAUCUUACUUGAAUUAUAAGACUCUUCAUCUUAUACACUAUCAUUAGACUCAGACUCAUAUAAUCACUCGGAAACAAGCAAACAUGUACUCCAAAUUCUGGCCCAAGGGCGGCCUCCCGGGAAUUCUGCACCACUUCACAGAAACCCUCGUAACCUUCGAAUACACAACCACUACCCCCUCUCUCUCCCAACCUCACACCCUGCUCUUCGUCGGCGGCCUCGGCGAUGGCCUCGCCACAACAUCCUACAUGGCAGACCUAGCCCGUGCCCUCCACUCCACCCCCUGGUCCCUCUUCACCCUGAACCUUACCUCCUCCUACCAAUCCUGGGGCCUGGGACAUCUGGACCGCGAUACCGACGAAAUUGCCCAAUGCAUCCGCUACAUCAAAGACUACAAAGCGGAUAAAUACGGUUCUGCCUCUGCAGCUGGCAGCAAGAUCGUCUUGAUGGGACACUCCACUGGCAGCCAAUGUGUCAUGCAUUACCUAACGCGGCCAAACCCGCAUACCACAAAACCGCCCUUUGAUAAAUACUUAGAGCAUGUGGAGCGAUUGCCGCUGGAUGGUGCUAUAAUGCAAGCACCUGUGUCGGAUCGCGAGGCGAUAUUGUGGGUCUUAGAGAAUGGAUUUGGAGGCAGAUCUUCUGCGGAGUGUAAAGCUGUUUAUGAAAAGCUAGUGGGCAUGGCAAGAGAGGCAGAGGAGAAGAGAAUCAGGGAGGGUGGCGAAUUCGAUGUGAUUCUGCCGAUUGAGUUGACUAGUUUUGCUUAUCCGGCUAAUACACCGUUGUCGGCGAGGCGGUUGUUGAGUUUAGUGAGUCCAGAUGCUCCGGGUAACCCUGGGGAGGACGAUAUGUUCAGUUCGGACUUGGGGCCGGAGCAGUUGGAGAAGACCUUCGGAAAGGUGAAGAGCGGAGGCUUGUUGGCAGGAAAGGCGAAGUUGAUGGUGCUAUACUCGGGUAAGGAUCAGAGUGUCCCUGACUGGGUGGAUAAGGAGGCACUGUUGAGGAAAUGGCGGGGGAUUGCAAACGCUGGAUGUGCAAAGGGCGAAGAGGUCUGGGAUGAUGAACAUACUGCAGUCAUUCCGGGCGCGUCGCAUGCCCUCAGUAAUGAUGAUCAGGCGGAGCCAAGACGGUUCCUUGUGGACAAGGUCAUGGGGUAUCUGAAGACUGUGGUUAACGUUGGUACGCCUGAUGAGCCUUGUGCUUUGUCGGAGAAACAGCAGAUCCACGAGACAUGGAAUGCUGCCAGUCAGCUUGAGACUGGGUCUAGAUAUUCUACGCAAGACUCGACGGGCCUGCGGGCACGACGGGACUGGGUGAAAUAUGGCCUGGUAGCAACAGUCUUGGUGCUUGCCUCACCUUAUGUCUAUCCACACUGCGGGGGCAAUUAAUGUGAUGAUGGUUUGAGUAGGUUAUGGACAGGACCCCCUCCUUUACGGUGAACGACUAUGUUUAUGCAUGUAUGAUGUUGGAUAGCAAUGCAGAUAUCAAGAUACAAUUCAAGUGCUCGCGCAGACACUGCGGGA
Messenger RNA from Aspergillus welwitschiae, 1669 nucleotides. RefSeq names its product putative siderophore biosynthesis lipase/esterase (gene sidJ). The record is from RefSeq and is a predicted model, not a curated record. Lineage: Eukaryota; Fungi; Ascomycota; Eurotiomycetes; Eurotiales; Aspergillaceae. The coding region runs from base 230 to 1534 and encodes 434 amino acids. The transcript has 3 exons.